AUGGAAACUUUUGGUACUAUUCCACCACCACCACCACUACCACCCCGUCUAGAAUUACGACGACAACGAGCACCACCACCACAACCACCACCUCCACCACCACCACCACCACCACCUCCACCACCACGGUUAGGACCACGACUACGACUACGACUCCUACCACCACCACGACAACAACUACUACGAUUACGAAAGCAACAGCCACUAGUACUACCUGAACCAUUGCCAUUACGACCACGGGCGAUUCCUUGGCUUACUGGACAUGAUGUCAAAAAAGGAAAAUCUUAUGACAAGUUGAGAGAAUACGUCGAAAAUGUCCGUAGACAAAACGAAGAAUCCGAACGUGUCGUUUUACCCAAAAGUAUCAGCUAUGAAGACCAAAACUUGGAGAACCAGCAAGACACUCGUUCUAAACCUGGAAUAAACGAGGUGGUCGAAGGGAGCGGGACCAAACGACUUGAGUGGGUGAUCUCAAUAAAAGACAAGCUCGAGCAAGCAUACAGAAACGAUGACAGAACUAGCUGGGGCAAGCUCUGUAUAUACAAAGUUCCACAUUACCUACAUGGAAACGACAAGAAGUCGUAUUUCCCUCAGACUGUCUCACUUGGUCCAUAUCACCAUGGGAGACAGCAAACACAGUCCAUGGAGUGCCAUAAAUGGCGUGCCGUCAAUAUGGUAUUAAAACGUACGAACCAAGGCAUUGAAGUGUUUCUUGACGCCAUGAUAGAGCUGGAGGAGAAGGCUCGUGCUUGCUACGAAGGUUCCAUUGUUUUGAGCAGUAACGAGUUCACAGAAAUGCUUCUUCUUGAUGGCUGUUUUAUUCUCGAGCUCCUCCAAGGAGUCAAUGAAGGAUUCUUGAAACUCGGAUAUGAUCAUAACGAUCCAGUUUUCGCGGUUCGAGGAUCGAUGCAUUCGAUUCAACGUGACAUGAUAAUGCUGGAAAAUCAACUUCCUUUGUUCGUACUCAACCGGUUAUUAGAGUUACAACCCGGUACACAGAACCAAACUGGUUUAGUGGAAUUAGUGGUUCGGUUCUUUAUUCCUCUAAUGCCAACGGCCGAGACGUUGACCGAGAACUCGCCUCCAAGAGGCGUAUCCAAUGGAGAGUUGCACUGUCUUGAUGUUUUCCAUCGAAGUCUGCUCUUCCCAAGAUCAUCCGGAAAGGCAAAUUACUCACGCGUGGCUGACAAACACCUACAACGAGUGAUACCUACCGUGACCGAACUAAGAGAUGCCGGUUUUAAGUUCAAGCUAAAUAAAACCGAUCGGUUUUGGGAUAUUAAAUUCAGCAAUGGUUACCUGGAGAUACCCGGUCUACUUAUCCAUGAUGGUACCAAAUCUCUAUUCUUGAAUCUCAUUGCUUUCGAGCAGUGUCAUAUCGAGUCGAGCAAUGAUAUAACAUCCUACAUAAUAUUUAUGGACAAUUUAAUAGAUUCUCCUGAAGAUAUUAGUUAUUUGCAUCACUGUGGUAUUAUUGAGCACUCGCUAGGAAGUAAUUCUGAAGUUGCGGAUAUGUUCAACCAGUUAUGUCAGGAAGUGGUUUUCGACACCAAAGAUAUUUAUCUAUCUCAAUUGUUGAUUGAGGUUCAUCGCUGUUAUAAACAAAACUACUCCAGGAAGUUGAAUUCUUUGAAAACGACCUUGAUACUCAAGUACUUAGAUAACCCUUGGGCAUAUUUGUCUUUCUUUGCUGCAGUUAUUCUACUAAUUCUUACAUUCUCUCAAAGUUAUUUUGCUGCUUAUGCUUAUUUUAAUCCGUCUUCAUAACU
Arabidopsis thaliana (thale cress) is the source of this 1769-nucleotide messenger RNA. Its product is annotated as transmembrane protein, putative (DUF247). The record is from RefSeq and is marked reviewed. Lineage: Eukaryota; Viridiplantae; Streptophyta; Magnoliopsida; Brassicales; Brassicaceae. Bases 1 to 1767 code for a protein of 588 amino acids. The transcript has 3 exons.